CACGCCUCAUAAUCCCUACUCUAUGCGUACUUGAACUCGCUAUCUACCGUUUCGAGUGUGUAUUAGCCGGUAGAUGGGUCGGUGAAACAGAUUAUUCGAGAUAGCUCUUGUUAUCAUCCACCGCAUUUCUUCGGCAUUUGCGCUCGCGCCUCCGGAAUUCGAGAUUUCAACCACACUGGCUCAAUGGCCAGAGCCACCUGACUGCGCAUAUUGUCUGGCCCGUUGUCGCCGUGUUUAAGCCGGCAUAUUAACACUCGCAACAGCCCUCAUUUCUACGAAUUUCGCAACUCUCGAAUCGGGGCGGGUUGCUAGCCCAACAGGCUUUGAAAUUUGGCUACGUCCUUGGGCUUGCUACUCCGAUCGCAUAUUCAGUCAUGUCUGAACGUUCAAGACCUCAAAAUAGCUCUAUUCUUGGGGCGUCAUGGGUCGUCGCGCCGGCGCAGCCACCGACUGAGGCUUCCGACACAACACCGCGACCCGAUCACAGCCACCAUGACAGUCUGUCAGAGUCCAUAUCCACCUCGUGCUCAUCCAUAUCGGGACCGGAUCUUAUCAUGCCUUCCAUAUACGAAGCACCGAUCUCCGAGGGCUCAUGGAUCGCACCGACUGCAUCUCCGAAACACGCUCUCCGACGCAGACACCCAGCAUCGUCACCGGUCCGAGACUCGUCACAACGUGCGCCAGCCGAAGUAAAAGAGAAUGCAACCCCUACAGUCGCAAAACACGAGGCCAGCAACAACCGCCUCCCUUUCAUCCUCCCCAGCCGUGGGUUCUUUCUACGCAUGCUGAUGAACGGGCUCCUCGUCGCCAGCAUCUGCCACAUGCUCAUCCUCCCCGAACUCGUCCAACAAUACCAAUCCCUCUGCUCCAUCCAGGCCUUCGCAACCCUCUACCCAGUCAGCUGCAUUCCUCUCUACCUCAAGUCGAACAACCCGAUCUCCCAACCGCACACCCAGCCCCUCUCCCAAACCACCUACAACUCCCUCGAAACCCUCUUGAACAACACCCUCCAAACCAUGGCACCGCACAGCACGACCCUCAAACACACGGAAUCCAAACUGCGCGACAUCCACCAACUACUUAAGAAACAAUACCCGGGCAGCAAACACGAGCUCGACCUCGAGUUCACCGGCUGUCUCCAAGCCACGCGCACGGCCACCCGGCGCUUCGACUCGCUACACGCGGACCUCCGAUCGGCAGUGGAUAGCCUGAUCGCCGCACGGGGCAGCGGUAGCGGUAGCGGUAGCGGUCGCGGCUCAGCGGCGGCCGCCGCCGCCGCCGCCGCGACGGGCAACACCAAGAGCUCAGCGGACGCGCGUCUCUCCACGACGCAACUAUCCCGACGGGAACAAUACGUCGAUCAACUGACGUCGCGCAUGCAAACCAAGGCCGACUCGUUGCUAAGCGACUUCGCCACCCUAGACGAUCACUUGGAGUCCAUCGCCGGCGUCGUGAAGCGGGAACAAAUCAACCACCGAAGCGGAAAUGAUGAUCCGCAGGGUCCAGGGUCGAGGUCUUCUUUUUCUUCCUCCUCCACAGGGCUCAAGGGCAUCAUGGUCAACGCAAUUUUCGGGACCUGGUCGCACCAACCACCCACAACCAACAACAACAACCAAAACAGCGAUGAUGACGCUUCCUCCACCCUCGCCCACCACAAUAGCAAAGAAGAAGAAGAUCAGCAAAAACCACCACUCCCCACCCUCUUCCAAGACGCAGCAACCCGCCAUCAACCAGUCAAGGACGCGAUCCGCAAACUCUCAGACGGACUCCAGCAACUCCAAAAUAGUAAAAAGGGAAUGUUGUUUCACUCGUGACGGGUGGUUGCCGGGUGCCUACGAGCAGAUACUGAGUAAGAUUUCCCCUCAUGAAGUACGUACAUACAUGGAUGUAAGACAUGCGUACGUCAUAAGCACGGUCCGGACAACAAAAAACAACGAAAAAAAAAUCCGUACCGCAUAUUUGAUAUCACGAUCGACAUGGCAGAACACCACAAAACUUGAUACGUUUCGAAACGCGCAAUCAUGAUUACGAUGCAUCCGGCUCUCUUUCAACUGGGCGUUCCGUUCUUGACAUCAGUUUGUCUCGGAGCGUCGGCCUGCAGUACUUAAUAACGUUAGUUACCUGCCACGACUUACAGUACAUGGUACUUGGGCUUUUGCAAUGCUCUCAUAGGCCAUAAAUCAAAGCCCACAUACUUAGUAUCUCCAUAGCAAAUGAUUCAAACAUGG
Molecule: messenger RNA, 2228 nt
Organism: Aspergillus homomorphus CBS 101889
Lineage: Eukaryota; Fungi; Ascomycota; Eurotiomycetes; Eurotiales; Aspergillaceae
Exons: 1
Coding region: 375-1814 (479 amino acids)
Source: RefSeq, a predicted model, not a curated record